AAACUCUGAAGCUCUUGUUGUUUUAAAAGGUUGAAAUAUAAAUUCAGCAAAUUUCAUCUAAGACUUUCAAAACACAAACUCCAACCCCGCAGUCAGGUCUUGCGCUCUGAUGACAUCAGGUUCAAACCCUCGAACCCUGUCUGAAUGCCGAGCUCUCUUGCCGGGUGCGGUGGCGCGCGCCUGUAAUCCAAGCUCCCGGGAGGCUGAGGCUGGAGAACCGCUUGAGCUCAGGAGCUCUGAGCUGCAGCGGACUGUGUCGAUUGGGUGUCUGCACUAAGUUCGGUAUCGAUAUGGUGUUCCUUGGGGAGCCCGGGACCACCAGGUCGUCUAAGGAGGGGUGCACAGGCCCAGGUCGGAAACGGAGCAGGUCAAAGCCCUCGUGCCGCUCAGUAGUGGGAUCGCGCCCGAGAAUAGACGCUGUUGUGCAGCCUGAGUAACACAGCGGGACCCAGUCUUUUUACACUCUGAACACUGAUAGACAAACACACACAGGUGGACUACAGUUUGUUGUACAGGUUAAAACAACUUCAGCUCUUCUGUUGAAGCUUCUUGUUUCCAUCCACACCUGCACAGAGCAGCUGUGUUUCUUUGACCCACAGCGCCUCCACCUGGAGGAGAGGAGCAAUGAGCAUCAGUGUCUGGAAUUUUCAUACACGAUACGACUGAAUCCCUCCCAACAUUAUAUCUGUCCUUUGUGCAUUGAUGAAUACAUUAGUUCUAAAAGCUUAAUAAUCAUGAUCUUCCAGCAAGAGACUUUUAAUUUUUCUUUUAAUAUCACGGCGUAAAGCACACCUGUAAUCAUUAGAAUACAUAUUUAUCAUAAUUAGGAAUUACAGACUAAAAAUAAAUUGUGAUUUAAGUGUUUUUGACUAUUACUGUAGUUCGGAUCCAGUAAAAUGUUUGCAUGACAAACACAAAGAAGUGAGUAAAACAUGAGGGUGGAACCUUUGACACCUGGAACCCGGAACAAAAACAGCGGCGGACCAAUCAUCACGGACCAGACCCUUGAAACUAACAGCUACAACUUCCAUUUCAGAGGGAAAGAGGAAGAUUUCAUACUUUCUUCGGGUUUGCAUGAACGAAUAGUGACUGAUUGAAGCGGUAUAACAGGAUGGAGGAUAAUAUAUCAAAGGGAAAACGCCCCCCUCUUCCCCUCUCUGCUCUGCGCCUUCUGGUCCCGCCAGUCCGGCUGGUCUCUGCAGCCAUCUGGCAGACAGUCCAGCAGAAAAAUGUUGCUGAUUAUGGGAUGCUUCAGGAGUUUGUUUCCAUGGUAGCAGACAUUGUUCCUGAGCUACUCACCAAUCGCCAGAGGGCCCAACUUGUUCUGGGACUCCGAGCACGGCUGAUUCUGGAGCUGUGUCGGUUUGAAGCUGACUCUGAGCUCAUUCAGCCUCACCUGGACAGUUUGCAAAACCUGAUCCAGGAAUGGGACAAAGAGGCCAGGACUGAGAACAUCGAAGUCCCAAACUCUGAGUUUGUGGAUUUAGUUAGAAACUUGCAGAAGAAUCCUGUGGAGAGGGAACAUUUCUUUCAGAAAGUCUUUCCUGACGAGUUUGGACCCCGAUAUGACGAAGCUCUUCACACACUGAUGUGGAUGUUUCUGUCCAGACUUGAGGAUUUUCUUUCUUUUCAAACUUUCCAACAGGUCUCCUCCAUGUUGGCUGACGUGUCCUCAGUUCUGGAGGACUGUAUGAACUCGGUCUCAGGAUGUGAGGAACUAAGAACUCUGCUGCACUAUCAGAAAGACGUCAGGCAGCUGCAGCACAAUGAUGGAUCCUUGGAUGGAGCCUGCAUCAUUUCAGCUCUCAAACUUCCCCCUGUAGAGAAAACUGAGACUCACGAAAGACCACUGCAUGCUAACGUCCAGGAGACGAUGCUGUCGUGUUCCUCAGAUCUGGAGAUUGAAUCUUUAACACUGCCUCAUAAAGCACAGGCAAAGACAGGCUCACACACAGACAGUCAGAUGUGUGAGACUGAGGUUUGUAAAACUGAUUCUUUGGGAACUGUUGGAGAAAAUGGAUCAGCUGAGCUUUGUAGAGAAAUGACACAACCUGAGGAAAAUGCUUUUCAAAGUCAAGAAGAGGAUUCGUUUGUAAUUUUAAAACAAUGCCACGUUCAGCUGAAAAGAGUGGACGUGCCGCUCUCUUUGCAGACUCGACCUGUAAGACGAAACAGAGGGCUGAGGAUGAAGAAGAUUCUGAUGGAGGAGAAAAGGGAUCUACGUGAAGCAGCUCUCCCUGCCUCGAAAUCAGCGUCUAGAAAAACCUACAACAGGGCUCUUUCAGACGACUCCGACAAUGAGAGUUCAAGCAGCCUCCUCAAAGACGUGUGUAUAAGUCCCGUCGAUAACUGCAGUGAAAACGACUCCUGGUCUUACUACUCCAGCAGUCCCAGUGUGGCUGAUUCAUGGUCUCACUACUCUGAUGACGGGUCUUCCUUUGAGCCUCCAGUCAAAGGUUUUUCUGAUGAUGAUUCGCUGUCAAGCUGCUCAAAUGAGGAUCCUUCCUUCAUGAGCUCUAAUGAUGUCUCAGGUGUUAAAGGCAGCACCACGAAAAAGAAAGUAGAGUGUUUUAUCUGCAAGGAGCAUGUAAACACGAGCCUGAGGACUCACAUGAAAACCCACUUUCCCACAGGUAACUACGCCUGCCCUCGAUGUGACAGCCGGUUCAAACUCUUCUCGUCCCUUGUGCAGCACAUGAAAAGAACCUGCUUCGAGUAUGGGAAGCAGCAAGUGGAUCCAGAGAAGCCAGAGGAAGCCAGCAACCUUUACAAAUGUGACAAAUGUGAGGAAGCGUUCAGGUAUAAAGUGUCACUGCAGAAACACAAACUGACCCACGAUGAGCUGUACUGCAGCGUGUGCAGGAAGGUGUUACGAGACGCAGCAGCGUUGGCGAGACACAAAGCUUCUCACACGCCGUUUCAGUGUAACCGCUGCGAGGAGACCUUCACUCUGUAUAAACCUUUGCUCAGGCAUUACCAAAACACCCAUAAAAUCAGCAAGCCAUUCAGGUGCAACCACUGUCCAAAGACUUUAUCCAAGCUGAGCGGUUUGAUCGCACACGAGUGGAAACACACCGGUCAUCUACCCUUUCAGUGCGCCCAGUGUGGCUUGAGAGUGAAAACAGAUGCAGAUCUCAUUUCACACCAAAGAGUCCACACCAGAGAGAAGCCGUACCUGUGUGCAGAGUGCGGCAAGACUUUCUCACAGAGGUCCAACCUUCUGCGACACUUGAACCUCAUCCACAGCGAGUCUCGAAAUGAGAAGAUGCAUUCCUGCUCCGAGUGUGACAAAACCUUUAAAGAGAAAGGAGCUCUGAAGAAACACCAGAAGAGCAAACACUUUGAAACACUGCUGCAGUUGUUCCGACAUCAGUGCCAGUACUGUGGGAAGAUGGUCUCUGCUUCAACGAUCGCCCGACAUAAAUUAAUCCACACGGGAGAGAGACCUUUCAAAUGCACCGUGCCUGAAUGUGAGAAUCACUUCAGGUCGACCUCCGAGGUGAAUAGACAUGUCCUCCUACACCACACCACAGAGAGGCCAUAUAAGUGUGAUGACUGUGGGAAGGGUUUCAUUAAAAAGUGUUACCUCAAUGCACAUGUGAAAAUACACUCAGGAGAGAAGCCGUUUGUUUGCAUCUGCUGCGGCAAAGCUUUCCCUAAGCUCUACAGUUUACAGAGACACAAAAGACUUUUACAUACAGCUGAAACAAAAUAACCCUGUACGGCAAUGACACUCUGAAAAUCAGCAGUGUGUUACAUUUUUCAUCUAUAGACAUUAGUGGAUGGAAGUGGUUAGAAGUUGUAACCCGCACUCUUCAUAAUGUCCAGCAGGGGGUGACUCCUCUAAAGAUUAACAAUUGUAUAGAAUUUUACUGAAAAAUGUGCUUACUUGUAACAUGACUUUUCCUUCAGUAAACAUGUUCCUAAUGAG
Messenger RNA from Notolabrus celidotus (New Zealand spotty), 3931 nucleotides. Its product is annotated as zinc finger protein 287-like. NCBI's taxonomy places the organism in Eukaryota, Metazoa, Chordata, Actinopteri, Labriformes, Labridae. Gene Ontology annotation, biological process: regulation of transcription by RNA polymerase II. Gene Ontology annotation, cellular component: nucleus. Gene Ontology annotation, molecular function: RNA polymerase II cis-regulatory region sequence-specific DNA binding; DNA-binding transcription activator activity, RNA polymerase II-specific. Bases 1112 to 3715 code for a protein of 867 amino acids. The record is from RefSeq and is a predicted model, not a curated record. The transcript has 7 exons.